GGGCAGGACGGUUUUGUUGUGAGCUAAAAAAUCAAACUUUCUAUCACAACCAAAACAUUUCAUCUGUAUGGUAGUAUUUUCAUCAGUGCGGCGGUUAGAGGGUGACACAAGUCUGUUGUAGAGUGAUGACGUGUCCAUGUAUCUAACCACACCGAUGUGAUGACGUCAGACACGAGAGUGGAGCCACGCAUCACCAUCCAAUGAUGGUUCCAUCAAAGAUGGGGAAAGAAAUCAUUUUUCUUCUUGCCUGUGUGGUCGGCUCGCUAGCAGCGCCACCACCAUCAGAAUAUUGUAAAAAUGACUGUUCUGAACAACCGGACGGAAAUCACGUGCUGUGUAACAAGUGUGAAAAUGGGUACUACUUGUCUUGUACGAACGGCGACGGAAUUGAGAUGCCGUGUGCUCUGGGCGAGUAUCGCACCAAAAACGGCACCAAGUACAACGCACGCCUCAUCUACAACCCUACCAUGGACGCCUGCACGCACAGCAACCAGAUCUGCGACAUGAACAACUUUGGCGUCAGAUCUUGUUUAACCUACGGAUGUGCAUAUCGUAAAGAUGGGGACUACCCACUGUGUGGCGAGCAGUGUUAUAGAGGAUACUACGGACAUUGCGAGAACGGAAACAUGAAUAGAAUGUCAUGUGAACAAAACAGCGAAAUGCCGGAUGUGACUCUGGUAUUCCAGCCCACUAGCAAGAAAUGUGAAAAGUCUACAGAGGUUUGUGAACUCAAUGACCAAGUUUUAUCAAGAAUUAUCUCCCUUAAACCCACUGCAUGCGUGGAUGGAACAAACUGUGUGGGUCGACCUGAUGGUAGCUACGCCCUCUGCGAUGCUUUAGCGUGUCUGGAUGGGAGAUUUGCAAGCUGUAGCGGGGAGAUAUUCUAUGAGAUGGUUUGCGCACUAGGUUGGGAAGGUAACGACCCAACAAGCGGUAAACUAAAGAGGUUGAUAUACAAUCCCGUGACAGAUUCUUGUGAAUAUUCGUCGGAAUCUUGUCCGCCGCUACCCGAAGUAAACAACGUCACCGUAAAGACCAGAGGCGAACCAAAGUACUGUAUUUACAAUUGCGUCGGCCGGGCUAACGGCCCCUAUCCCCUCUGUGGAGAGCAAUGCAAUGGUUACUACGCUACAUGUUCCAACCAGGACCUGUAUAAAAUGGAGUGUCAAUGGGGCCACGUCACUAAUUCCGAAGGCAAACGAAACAUCACCAGGAUGCACUUCGAUCCCUAUACAGAACAGUGCGGACCCACUGUGCAACUAUGCGAUGCACCUCUAUUCGCUAUGUCAGUAGGAGCUGCCAUAAAUUUAGCAGGGAGCAGGCUGACGCCAUCUUGGAUCCUGAUGUGUCUGCUGAUGAAAGUUGGCAGAUUCUUCUACAUUGUCGUCUGAUAAAGUGGAACAGGCUUUUGACUGAACAUGAUUCCCUCCCACUUCACCUGCUAAUGCAGAAGAGAGUUUGGAUUUCUAGGAAAGUUUUUAAGUUCAGCUGGUGUUUAGUAAAAUUCAUGCUUGCAAAGUUGGGGGACUAGUUAGAGGGAGAUUAUUCACGUAUUUUUUUUUGGUUCAAUUUUUUUUCCCAAGUAAAAUUACGUGAGGGAUAUAAGUUGUAUAGGCUUAGAUUUUCUUGAAAUGAUUAGACAUAAUAAUUAAACAGGAGUGUAAUUGUGGUGAUGGCGUGUAUAGGGCUGGUAAGUAGGUCAAUAAACAGUUCUUUUGCUCAUUCAGGUUUUAUUGAACCGUAGAACUGUUUAUUGACCUACUUAGCAGCCCGAUAGGAAUUACACAUGUUAGAAAAAGGCUGUUUGAUAUGGAAUAGAAUAAACGUAGGUGGAAAGUAGGGGGAAAAAAACUUGGGUGGAUAAUUAUAGUUUUAUUUUUUUACGAGUUUGUUAAGUAAAGUAGGAGAGUGGGUAAAGUGUCUUUGCUGACAGUGUUUCUUUCAGACUUUUUCCU
Molecule: messenger RNA, 1955 nt
Organism: Physella acuta
Lineage: Eukaryota; Metazoa; Mollusca; Gastropoda; Physidae
Source: RefSeq, a predicted model, not a curated record